Vespa velutina is the source of this 3191-nucleotide messenger RNA. RefSeq names its product pantothenate kinase 3 (gene fbl). Gene Ontology annotation, cellular component: nucleus; cytosol. Gene Ontology annotation, biological process: coenzyme A biosynthetic process. The coding region runs from base 851 to 2071 and encodes 406 amino acids. Lineage: Eukaryota; Metazoa; Arthropoda; Insecta; Hymenoptera; Vespidae. Gene Ontology annotation, molecular function: ATP binding; pantothenate kinase activity. The record is from RefSeq and is a predicted model, not a curated record. The transcript is spliced from 10 exons.
CAACUAUCAUUGAACUAUAAAAAUAAAGAGAAAAAGCGUAGAAUCAAAUGAUAAAUAGAAACAAUGUAUAAAUUAUAUAUACAUAAAAGAAUAAUUUUAUAUAAUGUUACACAAAAAUAAGCCUAAAGAUUAAGAACAAGUUGAGAAUUUUGUUCUAAUAAUUUGUAUCAACCCUUAUUAAAAGUAUAUGUGAUUAUAUAUGUAUAUUACCACCUUAAUCGAUCAGUAUACCAUGAGAGGGAGAGAGAGAAAAAGAGAGAAAGAGAGAGAGAGAGAGAGAUAGCAAGAGUGUGAAUCAAAGAAUGAGAAAGAGAAAGAAAGAAAGAAAGAAAGAAGAUGGCGCUAGGAGUUGUGCACUUACUUGACAAAUUCUAGCAUUGCAGUUGUAUUAAUAAUAUCUAUUAUAAUUAAUUGUAAUUAUUUAUAUAUAUUUAAGAAGGUAUAUGUGAAUUCUUAUCAAUUACUCGAAUUUCAUAAUUUCGUGCGAUGAAGAAAAAGUCGAUAUAAAACACAUGAUUUUGUAUUUAUAAUGAAAUCGACGUGACGGAGAUGUAAACAGAAAAGGAAAUACUAUGGAUCAACGUUCACGUAUACGUGAUUCUGUGUCAAUAAAAAAAAUAUAUAAGUCCCUGAUUGAAGGAUUGGUCAGAUUACCGCAAAACGUAGAAAGAUAACCGACGACUAGAACGGUGUAUCAUCUGUCCUAAGCAGUGAUAAUAUGUUUGAAUAUUACUAAUGAUUCGGACGAUCUUAUAUUUGAAUUAUUCCGCACAAAAAAAAAUGACGCCCUUAGCAAAGAAGUUGUUCGUGGUACUACAGUUAUUUACAAUAAAAAAUUUAGAAUUUAAUAAUGAGUCCACAGAGCUUUAAGAAAAAUUUGAACAAUAAAAUCAUGGCAUCAAAUGGUUAUUCUGGGGCAGAAGUGGCGGAAAGCGACUCAAAGAAUAAUUCACCACCGUGUGAGUCCGUAAACUCGAUGCCGUGGUUUGGAAUGGAUAUAGGUGGUACAUUGUGCAAAUUAGUAUAUUUUGAACCUAAAGAUAUAACGAGAGAUGAAGCUGACGCAGAACUUGAAACUCUUAAAAAUAUUCGACGUUAUCUUACAAAAAAUUCAGCCUAUGGAAAAACAGGUCAUAGAGAUACGCAUUUACAGAUGGAUAAUGUUUAUGUUAGAGGCAGGCGUGGUACUUUACACUUUAUUAGAUUUCCUACCAGCGAAAUGGGAAAUUUUCUAGCAUUAGCAAAAUCUAAAGGUAUGGCGAAUCUUGUAACCACUGUUUGUGCAACUGGAGGCGGAGCCUACAAAUUUGAAGAAAAUUUCAAAAAAGGUCAAUCCAAUUUACAGGAAGUAAAUAUGAGUUUGGCAAAAUUUGAUGAAUUGGACAGUUUAAUACGAGGCAUACUUUAUGUAGAAAUAACUAAUCCACAUGAAUGCUAUUAUUGGUCUUAUCCAACAGAUGAUAACAGAUGUCAAAAAGUACCAUAUGAUUUUUCUGAACCUUAUCCAUUCUUGCUAGUAAAUAUAGGUUCAGGUGUCAGUAUAUUAGCAGUUUAUGGACCAGAAAAUUAUAAGAGGAUAUCUGGAACAAGUUUAGGCGGUGGAACAUUCUUAGGAUUAUGUUGUUUACUCACUGGUUGUAACACUUUCGAAGAAGCAAUUGAAUUAGCAACAGGUGGUGACAACACUAAAGUAGAUAAAUUAGUAAAAGAUAUCUAUGGGGGUGAUUACGAGCCAUUUGGUCUUCCUGGAGAUCUUGUUGCCAGCAGUUUUGGGCAAAUGAAUUUUAAAGAACGUCGUAAUGCUGUUACGAAGGAAGACCUUGCACGUGCAACCCUUGUCACUAUCACCAAUAAUAUUGGUUCCAUAGCACGUAUGUGUGCUGUUAAUGAAAAGAUAGAAAGGGUGGUAUUCGUUGGUAACUUCCUCAGGGUCAAUCCUAUUUCUAUGAAAUUAUUGGCCUAUGCUAUGGAUUAUUGGUCUAAAGGAACAAUGAAAGCUCUGUUUUUAGAGCAUGAGGGUUAUUUUGGAGCAGUGGGAUGUUUAUUGCAAUUUAAAGGAGAAAUAAACUGAGUAAGUUUAUUUUAAACAUAGCAUUCCAGCUGGGAAAAUCUACUUUAAAAAAAAUUCAUAUAAAGCGUUAUCAAUUUUUCAAUAUAUAUAUAUGUAUAUAUAUAUAUAUGUAUGUAUGUAUGUAUGUAUGUAUGUAUGUAUGUAUGUAUGUAUGUAUGUAUGUAUGUAUGUAUGUAUGUAUGUAUGUAUGAAUCUGUUCUUAUAUUUGAUUCGUUUUCUAGGAAUUUACGCAUUAAUCACGUAAUAUCAAUUGUAAUAAAAGCAUAAUGAUUUAAUGCUUCUAUAUGUUUUACAAUGUAUCUUCGCAGGCACUUUUACGAAAUACACGUUAUUUAUUAUUUAUUACUAUUUAUUAUAAGUUUUCAAAUGUCAGGAUAUUCGUGCUAAGAUUGGGUUACGUGAUUAUCGCAUAUACUCCUAUUCUGGGCACAAACAUCAUAUAAUUUAUAUAAGUAAUAAUGGACCAAACCCAAAUGCAUAUGAAUCGCCUGAUUCUUUAUACGUUGUAUAGGAUAGGUCUACCUCAUAAUUUAAUUGAUAUAGUUUUAUUUUCUAUUUUUCUUUUUUUUUUCUCUUAAUAUAUCUGUAUCACAUAUAUACACAAUUUAAUUGCAUAAGGUAUCGAUGAGUUUUAAUAAUAUUUUAUUACAAGGUUUGCGUCUAUAUGUUUAUUAUACGUGCAUGUUUUAUAAUAAUCAUAUAUACAUUUUAUUGGUAUGUUAGUUUGCAUAUAUUAUUGUUUAUGUUUCUUUGUAAACAAAUAUUUGUAUAAUGAAUAAUCUAGUAUUAAUUCCAGUAUGUACAAAAAAAAAAAAAAAAAAGAAUUAUUUCGCUGUAUAUUAGGAUAUCAUAAAACAAUACCAGCAAAAAAAAAAAAAAUAAAUGACAAACAUUUUAGACUAGUUGGCAGCUUAUCUAUUAAUAUAUAAUAUUUCUUAAGGUUUUUUAAUACAAAGUUGGAAUGAUAUGUAAAAUAAAAAACAAAAAAAGAAAAAAAAAAAGAAAGAAAGAAAAAAAAAUACUUGUAGAUUCUUAUCGUCGGUUCUAAAAACUUUUAUUUGAUAUCAAUACUUGACCUGUUAAGAAGGAUUUGCUUAGAAUAAUGUUAAUGAUAAAUAAA